GUUUUCGAUCAGAGAGUAACCCCGUACUCGUAGCCCCGGGUAAUUUGUACUAGUAAAGACUCAGACCCACGGAUCGAAAGGUUUCAGUAAUACAUUCGUAUUCCACUGAUAACGGUACCAGACUGUCCCGUUUAAACGAUACUUUGCGAAAGAAAAGUAAUGCGGUGCUUCCACAAAACUAAACAAUUCCAACCUCGACAAAAUGGUGUCAAGUAUCUUGUGUUGUGAUGAGACGGCGACGCCAUAUACGAGGCCGAAAAGCAAGAUAUUCACUGCAGUAAUUUUUUAGCCAAACUUUCAAUAAAAUACGUUGAAUUUGCAUAAUGGCGAAUAACAAAGUCCGCAGCACACAGCAGCCCAGGGCUAGCACAGGUUUGUACAUUAUUUCAGAAAUAAUUGAAUUAUUAUUGCAUCGAUCCGUUGGAACUCGAUGUUGUCUUUGACUCUGACAUUGACAUUGUUGUGCGCAUGAAUCUUUGCUUCUGUGUCAAACAUCGCAGGUUUUCCCUCUGGCACGGAUCUACACAGUUUUGUACUUUUUUGGUUGAUAAAUCUAAUAUUAAUAUCUUCUGCGUGUAUUGUUCGAAUAUAUACUAGCUAAGAUGAAAACGCGUCUGAAUUGCGCAGUUUUGCAAACGGGCGAAUUAUUACUCGAAUACACACACCAUCUCAAUGUACGUACACAAUUCGCACUUUGAAAUAACUCACAUGCCUAGUUACCACUGUUUUGACAAAUUGUCAAAACAGUGGUAAUUAACUAGGCAUGUGAGUUAUUUCAAAGUGCGAAUUGUGUGGCAACGAUAAAGCACAUACGUACAUUGAGAUGGUGUGUGUAUUCGAGUAAUAAUUCGCCCGUUUGCAAAACUGCGCAAUUCAGACGCGUUUUCAUCUUAGCUAGUAUAUAUUCGAACAAUACACGCAGAAGAUAUUAAUAUUAGAUUUAUCAACCAAAAAAGUACAAAACUGUGGUCUUUGAUCAGGAAUCCUAUUCUUGUAUUUUGUAGUAAUUUCGAUGAAGUAUUGAAAUAGUGUGGGUAUACUACGGCUGUAAUGAUGCUACUCAUAGUAUGGAAAUCACUGGGAGGUUUUAUCAGUGAUAUAUAGACUGAUUCUUAAUUUUGAAAUUUAUCAUCUGAAAUACGACUCAUGAAAUUGUACAGACCGCAUAUAAAACAAUUGGAUAGGUAUUAUACAAGAACGAUAAUUUAUACUACUGCGUUCUCUGCACCAUGCUAUUGUACUUUUCAUGUACAUCUAAGCAGGUUUUACGCAUUAUCUGCGCGAAAACGACGAUCGAUAAUUUUAAGCAGUUCUGAGGCAUAAACCUUUACACAAGCCCCUAGACUUUUGUUGACACAAGUCAUAAGUCAAUAUGCCAGCUAGGAGGGAUUUCGUAAUUAUUGUUCAGUAAAACAAUUAUUAUAAUGUAGAUAAAUUGGUUUUGCUAAGCUCUAUCGUGCGGCAUGAGAAAAUCAUUCUGGUCCUCUUCAUUACAUGUAGUUGUAUUCGGUGGGUGACUAUAGGUGAGAUAAAUAAAUACAACUGCAAAAUUCUAGUUGCUCCAACUGGUGUUUAGUCUGGUGUCAACACGUCCGCCGUCAAUCCGCUGCCUUGCAUGCAACACUUAAUUUAUUGCGAAAUUGGAAUGAUCCAUGACGUUCUACAAGCCGUUUCCUUGUGCAACUACCUUAAAAACCUGUUGAAGAUUGAGAGAGAUAGAAGUCAUACAACUACCUGAAAAAUACGAGCAGAAUUUCGACGUUUCGAGCGAAGCUAAUUCUCAGUAAAAAACUUGGAUCUCGCGACGAAGGGCUUUCGCUCGUAACGUCGAAUUUCAGGUAGGCGUAUCUAUCUCAAUUCGCAGUUUGACUACCUGUGACGUAACAGUUAAAUACCUACACUAUUCAAGCUAGACCUAGUAAUAGUACAGGUUAUUCACAUAUGUUUGACCGGUUUAUAAAGCUGACCUUUGAUCCUUUACGCUUUCCAUGCGCGCAAGAUAAACACAGUGAAUUUUUGAGCGAUCGUACGUAUAACUCACAUUCCGAUCCUAUGGCUAUAGUUGCCACUGAGAUAGCAGGGCGCUAUGGGGAUAGUUACUAUGUCCAGUUUACAGAUGCCUAGAACAGAAAAAAUAAAGGUAAAUAAACAUUGAAGUUAUGAAGAGUUAUUCACUCAUGAAUGUAUAGAUCAUUCUAAAAGGUAUCUAAACCUUUGUUCUAUUUUAAGCUUCUGUAAACUGUGUAUCAAACUAUAGCUAUAGAGUAGUAUAGUUACGUGAUUUACCUAUAUAGGUUAAUUGUGCCUAUAAGGUACGCCUGUUUUGGGUAUACCUUAUAGCCACGUUUUGCAACAUUUGGCUACAUACAAAUGCGGUGUGCUGUAUCUUGAUGAGCGGUACCUCAGCUGUCGGUGGUAUACUGAUGAACUAUAGCAGUUUAAUAUGGAAUAUACUAGGUACAUAUAAAUCAUGCCGAGUACGACCAUGCAGUGUUAGAUUACUUUAUUACCAUGGCUAUAAAGUAUACCGGCCAAAUCGCUACGGUUUUAUAUAAUAGCAUUUGUUUGGAGAGUUGAACGGGUGCUGUAGUUUCAUCAGUGGUAAAUAUAGAGUUGUGAAUUGGGUAUAAACGUUAGCCAAAUUUGUCUAUAAAUUCAAGUUGAUAUAGUAGAUAUGACAGGGACUCUUGUUGCAUUUAUAAUUUUAAAGCUACUGUAUUUACACGUCACCUUAGCUUAUUUUCGUUCAUAUACAAUACCAUGUCUAUGGGAACACAUCUUAGAUAUUGCAAAAGGGCUAGCCAUUGGCACGGCACUUUUUUGAAACCGCCCAAACAAUGCCAUAUUGGACAGUUACAUUGUCAUUCAAAGAACGUCCCCGCAAUUGCAAGUUUACAUAAACAUCGUUUGCAAUUCAAAUCACCAAACAUCAUUCAGUUCGAAUUAUUUUAAUCCAAAUGUAAACAGAGCAAAAUAUUGAAAGAAAGCCUACUCUGAAAAAAGGCAUUUUGUCGCUAGAAUAACCGGAUGUUAUAGAAGCACAGUCACAAGAACACAAUUUCUAAUUCAGUGAAACAUUUCAGCAACAUCUCAAUGGUAGGUUUUGAAUAAAAUAUGUCUUUAAUACCGUAUAUUUUUAAUUUAGCACACACUUAAGUGUAAACAUUGACUGUUUACGCAAACGUUUUUUUUAUUCGGACAUAAGUUUUGAUACAUUACAUGACCUUCUGAUCUUCUCAAAAGUUUGUCACUGCAACGUGGAUGACUCUCUAAUACAUUUGAAUUCAUAGUACAAGAAUGAAUUCAAACGACCAAUUAUAUAGUAACUAAUAACAGUAUAACUAUAAGAAGCUACAACUAAGUACUAUUAACUUUCGAUCACAACGAAAGGCUUUCUUCACUCAAAAUGCCAAAGAGGUCUGUUUGUAUUUUUCUCCUAACAUACCGCUGCUGUUCUUACACAUUACGCUGUCACUGGCACUGAUCGUUCGGGAUCAAACGCCGUAACUACAUAAUUUCAAAUUGAAAUUUAUUAGUGGGUUACAUAAUUUUCAAUUAAAAGGCUCGUUCCGGCAACAUUGUGUAACAUGCAUUGUUGGUCCAGAAAUGUUACAUAUGAGACCCCAUUUACAUUGUACCGGAUUCGCUGGUCACGACAUCUUCAUUUGCUGCCCAGGAGCAACGUUUAACUGACAAAGGUUUACUCUUUCGAUAACCUCCGUAUGUUUCUGCUUGUUACUAUACUAAUAUAAAUUUUUGAACAACGGUCCAUGUCAACAUUAUCAAACAUAGUAAUAUUUAGACGCACCAAUGUUGGAUGAUAUUGCCAUAUUGGACCAACAUCGGCAACGUGUUGGAAGGGAAGAGCCUGGGAAUGAGAUUGGGACUGCUUUAUCUAAACCGAGCCCGAGGCCUGGCUGGCUGUUUAUCACCAGUAUUACUCCCUCAACUUAGUUGAGUUUAUGAAUACUGCCGAACCAUUUAACAGCCAAUUUUAAAAUGAAACAAUGCUGCCACGGUAGGGGAUUAUUGCGUUUUGUAGGGGGGGGGAGGUAGGGAAUACCUAUGGGGACAGGUAAUUGGUAGGGAAGCGUGCAUGGGGGAUUCACAUAGAAAUAAUAGAUUAUUAUUUCUAUGGGGAUUCAUUGCAGUUUGAUUUCGGAAAUUACAUAUUUGGCAUAUUUUUAGAUACACUUAUCACGUUGAAAGCGGAUUUAAAACACCCAACCACUUGUUUUGUAUCAUUUUCUGCGUCCUAUUCUGAGAAUCAUUGAGGAUGCAAGAGGAUGCUCUAUCGUAUUCCAGUUUUGAGACCAGUACUUUUUCUGGAAUUAUCGACCAAGAAAAAUUUGCAUGAAAAGGGGGAAAUGUAGGGGAAUUGUUAUAUUUGUAGGGGGAUGCAGGGGAAAUAUAUGUUUGAAGCGUAUGGGAAAUGUAGAGAAUGUAGCAUUCGCUUUAGCCCGCUAAACUUUAGGUGAAAAAAAAAUGUAUAAAAAAUAUAGGAUGUUUAGAGUGACAGCACUGCGGUGAAAUGAGUCCUGUCCGGUUAACUGAACAUAUCCAAGCAGCUGAGCCUGAGAAGGAUAUGCAAAACUACCUGAACAAUAUAAGCAGAACUUUCGAGCGAAGACCCCGCGAAACUUCUGGGCUUGUAUAUUGUUUCAGAUAUUUGUACAUCCUUCACAUGCAUCACGUCACUAUCUUCUACACUGGCGCCAACUGUUCGAAACAUAUAUGCAAAUAAAAUCACAAAUGCAAAUCAUCAAAGAAAAUUCAUUCAUCAGUUCAGAAUACAAAUUCACGAGAACUGCUCGACCUUCCGGCUUCGUGUAAACCGCAGCAAGUAUAGCUACCUGCUUUUUAAGGCAUUUUGGUAAGUUGUGAGUUAUAUAGUUAGCAUAGCUGUAGAGAAGAGAUUAUAGACCACGAGUAAUUCAGUAAAAUAAAUCUGUCACAACACGGAACAUCACUCAGAGUCUCAGUUAAUUUGAUGCAAUUUGAUGCAAAUAACUACAGAAUAUAUAGUAAACUUUGGCGGCUUUGAGCGGAAUGAAAUUUUCUCGGGAAAACUAUUUUCUACGAAAAACUCUACUUUCAGCUAGAUAUUCCAUCCUUAUACAAGAGACAUACAAUAUAUGUAACUGUUCGUAUAUUUAAAACAUUCGAAUGAUAUAUAAUUUUAAAGACUGUUUAUCACGUUGCAUUGACAUUGUGUAUAGACUUCAAUAUUACAAUAAAGAAUUCAAUGAUACCUCUAAUUAAAUAAUUUUGGUCGUGGAAACUAUGGAGUAUUCAUGGUAUUCACUGGUAUUAUAUUGAAAACCAUAUUUACAGAUAUAUAUGUGUAGCUACAAUUCGGAAUUUCGGAUACUUUAUAUAUUAUAGUUGUUAUUUUAGAAUGACGCCACGGCCCACGGGGAGUAUGGCAAAUUUACGGCUAUACUCUAUAGGCUAUAGCACAAACAUAUAUAGUGAUUUGCAUCUGGAGUGCCAAGCGUAGUAGACCGUAGACAGCGUAGUUGGUAUAGCCCGGCUAGAUAGGCUACGGCAAACAACUCCGUUAUAGUGUAAACAGUAAACACAAUACUUAGAAACGUAGUGAGUUUUUAACGAAAUGCUAGCCUUGGCUUAGCCAUAGUGAAUAAACACAUAUCCCCGAGGUGCCUCAAAAUAACGUACUUAUUUUUCACAUUGCGAGGUCGGUUAAUGAGUAAGAAUAGAAAUAAUUCUUAAUGCCAUAUUGCCUUCGUUAUGUUGUUUUUUCUCAUUUUUUGUGCUGCAAAGACAUUGCAGGUGAAUAUUAGAGGGAUUAUUAAACGGAAAUUGAUUAGAGGGGAAUAUUGAAUAUAUUCCCCGAUAGCCGCGAUAAGAACAAAGGAAACCGAGCAGGGUGAAAAAUAAAACUCAUUAUCUGUUAGUCAACGUGUAUUCAUAAAUAUGGUCCUUCACCGUCACGUGUGUAUUGUAUUUCUGCCAAAUCCACCAAUAGCAAUUUCCAGUUUCCCUAUUGUUCGAGUCACGGAUAGGCGACUUUCCUAAAACAUUGCUAUUGGUUAGUUGGGUAAAAAUACAAUACACACGUGACGGUGAAGGACCAGAUUUAUGAAUAAACGUUGACCAACAUAAAUAAUGAGUUAUAUUGUUAUUCUAAUGAGUUUCACAGCCAUCUCCCCUUCGAUAAGCUAUGCUAUAACCAAAUGCCUGGAUUUUAAAAAUGUAACUUAGUCAGUGUUCCAGCCACCUUGCUUAUGCAGAAAAGGCCGUAACUAGCCCCCCUCCCCUCCCCCCCCAAUUAUCGCGUCUAGUUGCGGGUAAUUAAUGCAGAGAAGAAUAGGUUCUGCAGAGCAGUCGCACCCGUGUCAUAUUAUCUCAAUGGGCAACAGCCAGGAAUUCUAAAUUGAGAAAUACCGGCGAUACCCAACAAAGAGAAUCAUCUCAACCAUCCAAACCAGCACAAAACCACAAGCCUGAAGCCUUAGACAAGACUUUUGGGUAUAAAGGUAAUAUGGCCUUAGAUGGCAGGCUGGAUGAACAGGGUUGGGAUAGAUUAAAAAAAUGUCGUCAGGUUUAGAUUAAGGUUAGGGUUAGAUUAGGGCUAUCCUGGGUUCAGAGGUUUUCUGGUGUCAGCAGCACCGCCUGAGUGCAGGCUACAGCUUCAGCGAAAUAGGAAACUCCCUGAUCCAGGGUAGAUUAGGGCCAGAGCAAGGUUAGAUUAUGGUCAGAGGUUAGAGUCGUGAUUAGAUUAGGGUUCAAAUUAAGGCCUAUUGGAUGGUUCAGAUGAUCAUCCUUGUUGGGUGUAUUUUUCAAUUUAGAAAUUCUGGCUGUUAUCCAUUGAGUAUAAAGUGGUACUGGUGAGCAGGAGUGAUCAACAAGUCGAGCUGACUCGGUUGAUCAAACACGCUCAGCAGUGUCAAAUCGAAAUGUAUUAGGUUCGUCGCAUGAAACAACGAUGUUUGACCUGGACCUAAUAUCAUGAUUAAGAUAAUUAUGAGUAAUCUCAUAGUUUAUAAUCAACAGUCAACAUAAAUGCUUGAUUGCACAAUUGUGUUUUCUGUGGCCAUGCCUGGAGCUCUACUAGGGGGAACAGCCGAGAACUGCGUUUUCCAGAAUUGAGUUUAGUAAAGACUAAAGUAUCUUUUCUCACUUUUGCAGCCAUGGGUAAGACAGUGGACGAAAUCCUUGCGCAAAUCGGCCAGAUGGGUCGUUUUCAAAUCUCGAGACUCGCCAUGUUCUGUUUUCUAAUGUUCCCCCCGACGUUUCAUCUUCUUAACAUGUUCUUUAUCGGAGCCGAAGCGCCGUGGCAGUGUGCGAAGAACAGUACAGUGUGUAAACUGAAUGGCACUUUUGCAGCAGGAGAUGAUGAUUACAAUUUUAGAUGUAAUAUCAGCCGAAGCGAGUGGGAGUUUGCAGACUACGAAGGACCUAAAGACUCCAUUAUUAGCGAGGUCAGUAAGUAAUUAUCUCAGACUCAUUAAUAAUUCACGAGUAAAUUAGCCAACCAUGUUGAUUUAUUUUGCUCACAUGAUAAUACUGGACACCUGGCGAAGUAUAUUGAUCCAGUCCUAGGACCAAAAUUAAUUCACCUCACUUUAAUUUAAGUAGUGAUUUAUUCGUAUGAGAUGUAAUUUCAAAUCCUCCAAUUCGGACUGGAUUAGAUCCCAGUCCUCGCAUCUUGAUUCAGUCUCGCAUCUUGGUUCGCCUCGGACUUGAUCAAAUUACGCGGACUUGAAAUCUAGUCCAGUCCUCAUAGUCGGGUUUGAAAUAUUACAUCAAAAACUCAAUCGUAGUCAUGAUAGGAUUCGUUAUUUAAAACAUCUACUGCGGGAUAAGACUAUAAGAGAUAUAUAACAAACUGAAAACUGAAAAUAUAUUCGCCUUCGCUCGAAACGCUGGAGUUCUGUUUAUAAUUUUCAUCGUGUUAUCGUCUUUACGUACACUGGCAUCGACCGUUAGAGAUUUAGAACAUCCUUCCUAUACCUAGCACGAAAAUUUAUAGGACAAGGAUCAGGCUUAACCGUUGUGAUACAACUUCGGAUGAUAGGGAUGCACCUAGCUGAAAACCCCCGGCUUUCGCUUGAAACGUCGAAGUUCUCCUUGUAUUUUUCAGGUAGUUAAUGAUGAUGAUGAUCUUUAAUGAGUAAACUUUGUCACUAAAGUGAUUUUCACAAAGGUCCUACUUGCAUCAAGGCCUCUUUUAAUACCAUAGACUGGGGGGGACUUGUUCCUCCCAGCCCCUAUUUUGGCCUCUCCAGUGAACUAUGUUUGCCCCCCCCCCCAGUGAAGGACACUUCUGUCUACAAUAUAAGAAAAAAGGGAAGAAUAACUUAGUUAAGAAGAGUAUUUUAGUAUUCCCAUGACCAAAUCUUUGUCAAGCGGAUAAAAUAUAUAAAAAAAUUGGGUCUAAAAAUGCCGAAAAUCAAGCCCCAGACAUUUAAAAAUAGGGUGUCAUCUUGUUUUCCUAAGAAAUGUUUCCCAAAAAUGGUGGGAGGGGGAGGUCAUAAACAUUUUUUCACCUUCCCGGUAGCGACGUCCCUGCCACCUCCUAGUUGGGCCCCUUUCUCUUGAUGGCCCCUCCACUGACAAAUUCUUAAAAGAGGCCCUGACUUACAUAGACCAUUGUACAUGCAAUAAACAUAGCAAAAUAUAUGAAUCUGAGAGAUAAAUACGUGUAAAUUAAAUCUAGGUUAAAAGUUUAGAGAAUAAAGUUCUCUUAAAAAAGUCUAAGUUCUUUUAAAAUAAGUCUAACUUAAAAAUUUGGGGAAUUGAGUUCUUUUAAAAGUCGCUAAUGUGGGGGCAUUGCGUGUUUCACUGUGUAGGAAGUUACUUGCAUUUCUAUCAACCAAAAAUUUUGUCAUUAUUAAUACUAUACCUACACUGGCAUAUAGACUGUUCAAGAUUAACCGUUGUAACACCUUACGCCUUACUUUUAUAUUUUUCUGUAUCAGUUUGACCUGGUGUGCGACGAUGCUGUCUACGGUUGGCUGGCAAAGUCUAUGGUCUACAUUGGCAAGGCAAUCGUCACGAUUCCUCUAGGAAUGAUCUCAGAUCGCUACGGUCGCUUGAUAACACUCUAUCCGAGCAUUCUAAUCAUUAUCGUUGUGGGCUUCGCUUCUGCCUUUGCUACCAAAUACUGGCAAUUCCUGGUGUCCAGGUUUUUUGUGGGCGCUGUGAUAUACGGCGUAUACUUGCCUAUGUUUAUAUUGUCGGGAGAGUUCGUCGGUCCUCAGUAUCGGCCGCUUUCACAGACAGUCAUGUGGUUUGCGUUUACAACGGUGUUACUGAUUCUGGCAUUAAUGGCGUAUCUUGUCAGAACGUGGAGGACUCUGAUGAUAUUGUGUACCGCACCUUGGAUAUUUGUUUUGGUUUUUUGGAAGUGAGUUGUAUAGAUAGGUUUUGUAUUGUUGAUGGUACAAUGGUUAGGAUAGGUUUCUGUGGGAUCUUGUUUUGAUGGGUGGUGGUAGUGGCAAUGCAGGUGAAGAUGAUGGUGGUAAUUUUGGCGGUGAUAAUGGUGACGAUGAUAUGGUGAUCGUUUUGGUGAUAGUGAUGGUCAUAAUGAUGAUGAUGGUGGUUGUAAUGAUGAUGAUGAUGGUGAUGAUCAUUGUGGUUGUGGUGAUGAUGAUGAUGAAUGUGGGUAGUGAUUGAUGGUAAUAACUGGUAACAAAUAGUUAUGAUAAUAGUUGUAAUGCUGAUCGGGAUUAUAAUGGUGAUUACUAUGGUAAUGAUAGCAAUCGUUGUCGAUGAUAACCAUGGCGAUGUUGGUGAUGAUGAUGGUGAAAGUAGUUAUGCAUGAUGGUGAUUAUACUCAUGAUUAAUUCAACUGAUAUCCUAUCUGUAUUUAGAUUCACGCCAGAGUCUAUACGCUGGUACAUGACUCAUGAUAAAAUUGAGAAAGCGGAAGGAGAGCUUAGAGACAUCGCUAGAAUGAAUAAAAAGGAGUAUCCAGAAGAGACAUUAAAAAUACCAGCAACUUCAACCAAAAACCUCAGUUUUUUGUCUUUGUUUUCGACGUCGACCUUGGCAAUUGGUGCCCUAAUUCAAGCUUUUGCAUGGUAAGAACAAAAUCCAUCAUCAACCAAACUUUGCAAUUUCACUAAUUUUAACAUGCUCUUUCUAGCUGUGGCGAUGGAUUUUGUUCUGCUUACCUAGAUCAAAAUUUAGCCUAUAGCUGGAAUUAUCCAAUGAAUCUAAAACAUCUUGAUAAAAAUGUUUUCAUUAUAUGUAGUAGUGGCACAAUUGUUUUCUCUCACCGUUUACACUUGCAAUUUAUGUUGCGAUUUCUAGUACGAUAUUCUUCUUCUGAUGGAUGUGAACGAGUAAAUAAGUUAUGAUUAUUCUAAUUAUAUGUAUCCUCAUCUAAACAUUUAUAACUCAUCCACUCGUUCACAUACAUCAGGAGAAGAAAUCCACCAAUAACUACGUUUUCGCGUUAUCCCCUUAUCUUAAGGUUCAUCAAUGGCAUGGUAUACUACGGAGCAUCGUAUGGUGCAAGCGAUCUUGGUGGCAGCAUGUAUCUUAAUUAUAUGCUUACAAGUUUGAUUGAAAUUCCCGCAAAUGUUCUGGUUGUGGAUAACUGUGAAAGGUAGAACGUAUAUUGAGUCAUUGACUGAAGUUAAAUGGAUAUACUGUAUGUACUGUGAGAAUAUUUUGAUAGAAUGGUCGAUGGGUUUUUGUUGAUGGAUUAUUUGAGCGCUGCACCGGACUGGCAGGACCGCAGGUUCGAUUCGAGUGUUGUGCGACGGAGUUCUGCCGGAGCUCCGACGUCUUUUUGAUCAACAGGAGUCGGAGUUGCGGUCCCAGGUCCGGCCGAAAAGUCAAAAUGACAAGAAAUUUGGCAAUGUCGUAGAAUUAUCGUUGAUUAUCUGGUUAAAGAUUUUGUCCCGUGAGUUGUGAACCAAACCAGCCGGAUAUUGGAGCUGUAAAGUAGCUGGGGCUGAAAAACCGGCGUUUGCCUUAGCUGCAUUUUUCGCAACUGUUUCUGGUUAACUUUAAUAAUGCAUAUAAAUUGGUGUUCGAAUAUUCCAUCCACAAAACCCAUCUACUAUAUUAGUUCUAUUGAACGAGAUGCCCACAUUUUUUUAUAGAAUACUCCAUCUUAUGCUAUCAAUCUGGUUUUAUUAGGUUUGGACGUAAAAAGACAGUUAUUGUUCACAUGAUUCUGGGGGGAAUUGCUUGUUUUGUGGUUUCUCUGAUUCCUGGUGGUACAGACAGAACAGGUAAAACAAUUGACGCUUCUACAGUAGUGCCUUUCGGAUAGAUCGAGCGCAACCUCGAACCUUGGAUAUCAUCUCACGUUUAAUAUCUUCGGUGGCGCAGUCGCCAGAGAAAGCGGCUUUUGCCUCUGAGAUCGUGGGUUCGAUUGUCACUGCGGACUCAUGUGAAAAGAGUCAGUCAACGCUCUGCCGAAAGUCGUGGGUUUUCUCCGGGCGCUCCGGUUCCCUCCCACAGGGAAAGUCGACAGGGUGGGUUACAAUAAACACAGUUAGGAAAGUAAUAUACUAAUAUCACGAUUUGUUGUAAAGAUAAAUAGUCUACACGGCUAAAAACCAAGGGUGGGUUGACUACAAAAUUUUUGUAGUUCGCUAUAACUACAGCUACUUCAAAAAUAUGUAGUCAGCUACAACUACUGCUACUUUUGAACAAAGGUAGUUCGCUACUGACUACAGGCUACUGCCUAAAAUAUGUAGCGAACUAUUUCGCUACGCUAUAUAUUUUAGUUUUACUGUAUUUGGAGCAUCUACUAACUCAGGCUGAAAUGCAACCUAUAACAAAUCCACUUACGAGUGGCAACAGUAAACACAAAGCAACAUUUUUGUAAGCACUACAGUGUUCAAGAGUGAAAAUUGAGUAUUGAUUUCAAACAAACCGUGUCUCAAUAUCAUGCUAUUCUAUCAAGUUGCUAACAAUUUUAAAAAGUAGCGAAUAGCGAUUCGCUGUUUGAAAAGUAGUCAACUACUUCGCUACUAUACGCAAAAUGUAGUUCGCUAUAACUACAGCUACUGUUUUAAAAAAGUAGUCAAAAACUACUGGCUACUUGAAAAUUGUAGUUCGCUACAGUAACGAACUACAACUACUUCGCUACUACCCAACCUUGCUAAAAACGCACAGGUUGUUCCAAGUUGAUAUCAACAGGCGUGAACAAUGUUGUGCGGCCAACUAUGAACAAGUUGUCAACCAUGUUGUUUUGUUCCAAGUUGUUACAGUUGAACAACGCUGUAACAACGUGUUGACAACACUGUUCAUAGUGGGUCGCACAACCUUGUUCACGCCUGUUGAUAUCAACCUGGAACAAGUUGUUGAUUUUCUCAAUUUUUACGCGUACGUGUAAGCUAAGAAGUGAGUAUAAGUAAUCAUAAUACUUUAUGUAAUCGGUCACUGAAAUGCCCCAAUGGGGAGUGACCUGAAUAAUUAUAAUAGUAGUAUUCGCUAUGUCCAAUGGUUCUUCUCGCGUUAACUCAAUAACUAUAAAAAACCCACCCAAAUAAGCAAUGUAGCAUAGGAAAUAGACUAUUUUGGAGUAUUUGGUAUUCUGUGAUAUCUGCAUAUAUGAUAGUAGUAUUAAGAAUUCUUGAUUUAAAACUUAUUUAAUUCUUGAUUAAAACUAUUUUAGAUUACAUCGUCGGUCGUGUUAUUGGCGGCAUGUUGGGGAAAGGUUUUAUUACUGUAUCUUUCAAUAGUAUUUACGUGUGGUCUUGUGAAAUAUUUCCUACCGUUGUAAGGUAAUGAAAGUUUCCUUUUCUUCUUUACAUUAAACGUACAAAAACUUUCAUAACCACGUACAAUCGAGGACGCUUUUUUGUAUAUGUGUACAAACUGUAGUUAGCGACCGUUCUUUAUUUAUACCAGGGGUUGGUACCGAAGAGAUAUGGGUUGGGUAAUCAAGUUUUUGACUAGCUCAUGGGUUGGGUAAAAAAUUUUAUGGCUGUCUGUCAGCUAUAAAAUAAAAUAAAACCAAAAUUACCAUGCACUGAAAAUAUGAAGAAAAAUGUGUACAAUACAUUCUGUACCAAAAUAGACCAUCAGUGAUCGAGGAAGGAAUCUAUCAUUGAUCGACAGGAACGUGAUUGCUUUGGCACACUCAGUGAGUUUGAGUGUGAGUGAGGUUUUAGAAUAUAGGCAACUUGAUUUCUGUCACCAUAAUCUUGUGUGUUUAAUUAUUAUGAAGUACAGUAACACUGUUCAAGGGUUGGGUAAACAUUAUUUUGACCAAUGUUGAGGUUGGGUAAAUAAAAAAUUUACACUGUUUUUCACUUCUCUUCAGUACCAACCCCAGGUAUAAAUAAUGAACGGUCCCUUAGCAUAGCAUGCACCUUUCGUCAAUCUCUCCUGUGUAGGAACUGGGAGGGCACAGGGGGCGCGUGCCACCCCAAAUUGUUUCAAAGUGCCUUUUUUUGUGAUGAAAGGUGCCCUUUUUGUACAAUCUAAAGGCUCAUCUACACGAUACGACUAGUCGUAUACGAUCUUAUCCUGGCGUAUGUACUCGAACAAAUGCGUGUAAAGAUGUCAUAUUUCAAACUUCACCAUAAGACUGAUGAACAGGAAUAGUGGCGUCAGCAAUCGUUUUCAUACGUCAGGAUAAGAAUCGUAUACGACUAGUCGUAUCGUGUAGAUGAACCUUAAUGUUGCUGUAAAUACUAUAUUAACAUCGAAGGUGGCAUUUUUGUGAGGAAAUUUCGAUGUUUUAAAAAAAAAUGGUCAAAAACGUUCAUUGUACGUUGGAAUUCGAAAAUUUAAGAAAAUGUAUUAUAUUAAGCAUGAAAUGUGGUGUGACUGGAAAAUCUUUCCCUGCCAGUUGCCAACAUUUACGGGGGAAAUGUUUUAGGUUCCCUUUUCAUUAUCCAAAAGUGCCCCUGGAAGCCGGUGCCCCCCCCCCAAUCUUUUGAUGCUUCCUACGCCCCUGUCACCAAGACUAUGCUUUGAUCACUUUUCUGCUGUAUAAACGGUCUGAUCUUGUCUGAUCGACAGGGCCGCCGAGAUAAUUCGCGGGGCCUGGGGCAAAUCUUUUCUGGGGGCCCCAUGACAUUAUUAUUUUUAAGCUAGACCCAAGUCAGUCACCCAACUAGACCUUAACUAGACUGCAUGUGGAGCUACUGUAAGGAGCCCUCAAUUUCAAAAAUGUUGUGACCAAUUUAAAGAACGUACUCAAUUUCAAGUUCUCGCUCUCAAGUUGGGGUCCGGGGCAAUCCCCCCCCCCCCUCUCGGCGGCUCUGCUGAUCAAUGAUUUUAUCUCGAUAUACCGCUGAUAUAUAGGGCAACGUUUUACAAUCUGUGUGGAAUGGUUGAAAAGUAAUAAAAAGUAAAAUAAAUAUUUCCCUACCCAUACCAAUUCCAUUUUUUUGGAAUUUCUAACAUUUCAUCUGUGUUUCUGUUUUUUUAUAGAAAUAGCGGCAUGGCAUUUGUCGGCGUCGUAAGUCGUAUUGGCGCUGUGUCUGCGCCGUUUGUUGUGGAACUAAAGAGGAUUCAUCCAACAUUGGCAUUUGGUUUGAUGGGAGGUCUGUCCGUCAUUGCUGCCUUGUUGUGUUUGGUCUUACCCGAGACCAGAGGAAUGCCGACUGCUGAAGUUUAUGACAACCACAAUGGUAAAGUUAUAUUGUAUUGGUUUCUCGUAACAAUGGCUGCGAUAUCUCAUCUCAAACUCAUUAAUAAUUCAUGAGUAAAUUAGCCAACCAUAUUGGUUGAUUUUGCUCACAUGAUAAUACUGGAUACCUGUGAAGUAUACUGAUCCAGUCCUAGAACUGGAUCAAAAUUAAUUCAGUCCUUGGACUGAAUCAAAAUUAAUUCACCUCGCUUCAAGUAUAGUGAUAUAUUCGUAUGAGAUGUCAUUUCAAAUCAUCCAAUGGACCAUUUGCAUUAUAGACUAAAUUUUGAUCUAGACAAAAAUUUCAUCACAGCUUGAAAGAGCAUCACAAGAUUAGUAAUAUUCCAAAGUUUCGUUGCGAAAUAUUGUAAAAUGCGGAUAAUAUAGCCUUGCGAAGUUUGCAAUUUUCAGUCAUUUUGUAUUACGCGGGGGAAAUUGACAGCCCAAUACCCUUUGCGGCUGUCAAUUUCCCGUUUGUAAUAGAAAAUGACUGAAAAACGGCAAACUUCGCAAGGCUAUAUUAUCCGCAUUUUACAACAUUUCGCAACGAAACUUUGGAAUAUUACUAAUUUUGUGAUGCCCAUUCAAGCUGUGAUGAAAUUUUUGUUUAGAUCAAAAUUUUGUCUAUAAUCGUUUUUACGUUUGUAGUUUAUCGUAUCUUUGUAUAUUUUAAUUUCCAGAUCCGGUUGAUGAGAUCAUUUUGAACAAAACGGGUGAAGAUGAAGUCGAGGCCUCUACUGUAUAGUAAUGCUUGGCUUUCCAUUAAAUCGUAAAUAUCGCAAUUGUCGUGUCGCAAGAGUGGUUGCGAUUUCGAUUCUUGCGAUUUAAUGCGAAACCAGGGGCCGGUUGUUCAAAGGUUAACUUGCUGCUUUGGUUUGUGUAUUUCUGCACGGUUAUUUCAAAACUUCAGAGAAGUACACUCCUAUCGACUCAGACACGAUUUCUGAAGAAACAUUCCAAAUUUAUGAACAAGCUGUCAGGAAGUUUGCUUUGAAUUUUAGGUUAACCUAGGGUUAAGUUAAUCGCCUUUCGAACAAUCUGCCCCAGGCUUAAAGCGAAUGGACGAGUGGGAGGUUUCAAGAUGGCGGCUAUUUUUCAUGAUCUUUAAAACGCAAAAGAAUCAACAACCAUGGCGCUCGUAACAAUCUCAAACCAUACACAAAACCUUACCCUAAACCUAACCCCAACCCUAUUAUAAACCCUAUACCAUUAACCGUAAACUAAAGCGAAAUCCGAGUUUAAAUUUUGAAUUACCUUGAAAAUCUGCCACUCGUCCAUUCCUUAUAGCCAUUGUCUUAAAACUAAAGAAUAGAAACUCCUUGUCUUAUUGAAUAUCUUACUUAUUGAAAUCAAACAAUUGCGAACAACUUAAAGAACGCUGGUUCCUCAGUCUAGUUCCUGCCUUUCGCCUCCGCGAUGCUAGGCGCGCUGGGAGAGAUGGGAAGCUACAAGGUCUAGCACAAUUCGCAAAUCAGCCCUUUUUGGAUCCAUUUUGCCCUGUUUUUCUUGGCAAAAACUUUGCUGGUCCAACCAAUUUUUUCUUUGCCCAAUUUCAAAUACCAAUAAAAAUAAAACCCCUGGUCAAAAACUUUACAAAAGGAUACCAUUCAGUCGUCACGGUCACACAUAUCCUUUACCACUUCUGUGACAUGAGUUUGAUAACUGCUUGUGCAAUUUUCUGCAGGUUAAAGUUUCAUGUUGUCUGCACAUGUAAUUUCUUUGGAGUGAUUUGCCUCGGGAAAAACUCGGAAAAUGAUCAAGAUAGUGACUCUGAUUGAUUCGCAUAUUGUAUUGACAUAUGACUGUUGACAUUGCUCUUUAGUCUUCAAUAUUUGAGUGAGUCAUGCUUUGGAAAUGACAUCAAAUUUUUAUGACCCAACCCCAGCUUGAGUUGUUUUGUUUUUCAUUUACCCAACCUUUUACUGACUCAAAAUUUUGCUUACCCAACCUUUUCUUCGCCCCCCCGCCAUAAAAGUAAUGACCGUCCCAACAACGUUCAACAAUGUUGAACAAUUUUCGUCGCGAAAAAAUUUCAUGCACAUAAAUUGGAUAAGACUCACCUACCAAUUCCCAUUGACACUUGAGUCGAUGGCUUAUAAAUAAUGGCACUAUAAAUAAUUAGCACUAUUUUCCAUCUAGCAAACUGACCUGACGUCAUUUUCGGAAGAGGUGUUAUUAAAUGGCUAUGUAACUAACCCAAACCCUACCCCUACUCUACUCCCUAACCGCAACCCUAACCCUAACCCUAACCCUAACCCUAACCCUAACCCUAACCGAAUCAAUAAAAAAUCCAAAAAUAAACAACUUUAGAAAAUCAUAGGGCGGUUUGCUGGAUGGGAAAUAGUGCUAACCAUUAUAAAUGGAAAGAUGAGUGUUCGAAUCAGUGGUUCGAAUCCUGCUUAGGGAGCGGUCAUUAUUUAUGGCGGGGGGUGGCACCGAAGAGAAAAGGGUUGGGUAAUCAAAAUUUUGAGUGAGUAAAAGGUUGGGUAAAUGAAAAACAAAACAACUCAAGGGUUGGGUAAUAAAAAUUUAUUGUCAUUUCCAAAGCAUGAACCACUGAAAUAUUGGACACUGAAAAGCAAUGUCAACAGUCAUUUGUUAAUACAAUACGUGAAUCACUAGUGAUCUUGGUCAUUUUGACAAAACAAAUGGUGUUUCCAAAGAAAGUGCAUGUGCAGACAACAUAAAACUUUAGACUGCAGAAAAUUUCACAAGCCGUUAUCAAACUCAUGUCAUAGAAGUGGUAAAAGACAUGUGUGACAACUGAAUGGUAUCCUUUUGUAAAGUUUUUGGCCAGGGGUGGGUAAUUAUUUUCCAAUUUAUAUUUGAGGUUGGGUAAUCAAUUUUUUGUCUUUUUAAUGGUUGGGUCAGCAAAAUUUUUGCCACGAAAAACAUUUCUCUUCGGUGCCACCCCCCACCAUAAAUAAUGACCGGUCCCUUAAGAAAACGAAUUUUUCGUUGUUCUCUGCAGUCAGAAUAAAUACAAUAUCAGCUUGUGGGAGUUGUAACAAAUCUGUUUCACGCUGUAACAACUUUAUAACUAUUUACGUGUGUAGCGUGCGGGCAUGUUUUUCAAUAAGUCUAUUCAUGCAAUUCCAACGUUUGACCUUUGCUCUAUCUCAGACCGCAAAGAGAACGGAACAUGACAUGUUUUCGCUAUAUUGAAUGUCGUAAACAUCUUAACGACAUACGCCACAUAUCUGACACGAUUUACAAUUGUUUUUUAAAACUCAUCAACAUACCAAAAUGUCUUAUAGCUCACCACAAAUACUCGGCAUUGUUUAUCUCGUUGAAAACACCACGUUGGCACGUAUAAAUAUUUAGCAAAGCAGUAAAAAAAUGGAUAUCAGAUUAGCACUGAUGAAGAUACGAUUACAGGCUUACGGAUCGAAAUUUUUGCCAACUAAAAUAAAGAAAGUGUUCCACAAAUCAAAACUGCUGUGGUCACUGUCUUGCAAACCCGGCAUUGUCCCACCUUAUCAUUAAUAACUCGUCUAUGCAUUAUUAUCAUCCCAAAAGUGGACAACGUUGCCAUGGUUAUAGAAAUCCCUUGGGACCUAUUAGUACCCACUAUUGAAUUUGAGCAUGAUGAAUGACGAAGUGUUCCUAUUGAAUGGUCACGACUCGCAUCAUGUGAAGAAUCAAUGCAGCACAAAAAUUUGAUUAGUUUUUUUAACUCUGUGGAAAGGAUACAUUUUCCCGCCGUUGGAAUAAUGUUAUCAGUAAAAUUAGGAAAUAUUGUAAUACAACGGAAUUACACGUCAAUCUAUUGAAUUGUGGUCAACAUGAUCAAACAAUAUAAAGAGGAAAUGUCAUUCGCUUUAUUACAUUUUACAACAAGGCAUCUUUUCCUAAUUUCACCACCAUCGGAAAUUCAGUUAUCAUUUAGUAUACAUUGUAAGAAUCGACAAAACAACCGGAAUAUAAUGCCAGGGGUAAUUAUUGCUGAACUUUGGAU
Molecule: messenger RNA, 18533 nt
Organism: Paramuricea clavata
Lineage: Eukaryota; Metazoa; Cnidaria; Anthozoa; Malacalcyonacea; Plexauridae
Source: the annotation of a GenBank genome assembly